GCCCUAAAAAAGGGAACGCUGGGCUCAGGCCGUGUGUCAGUGCGACCUGGCAACGGGAGGAGAAGGCAGGGCCGGACGCUGCUGCCCAGGGACCAGAGGGACCCCACACCUCGGGAUCUGGGCCUGUGCUGCAGGCUCACCUGCCUCUCCCUGCCCAGAAUCAGUGGAGGAACAACCAGAGCAGACUGCGGUGUUCCUCGACGUGACGACGGGAGGAGAAGGCGGACAGGAGCAGGGCUCACGCAGGGCUGAGCAGGGACUGGUGCCCUCGUGGCUCUGGGCCUGUGCUGCAAACUCCCCAGUCUUCUUUCUCCCACAGAGAGAGGACCAGCACCUGGAGGAGACGGUGGCGUUUCGGGACAGGGACUCACCGCUGACAGCUGCCAUGUCUUGCAGCAAGCAGGAGGGCCCUGGUGCCAGGGAGCCAGCCUGCAGGCUGUGUCGCCGUGCAGAGGCUGACCCGGACAUGUGCGGUGACAAACUGGAGAAGUGCGGGCUCUGUGCCCACGUGUUCUGCCUGUUCUUUGCCACUCUACUUUUUCGUCAAGAUAACGAUCGUGUUGGACUCAUGGGAUUUCUUCCUAGAGAUAUCCAAAUUGCAGUCUGGCGGGCGGCACUAAAGCGCUGCUGCGUCUGUGGCCAGAGCGGGGCAACCAUCAUGUGUUGCAAGGAGGACUGUGACAGAUGGUUCCACCUGCCCUGUGCCAAGGAGGGCGGCUGUGUCAAUGUAUACAUUACCCCAUACAGCUCCUUCUGCCCUGAGCACAGUCCGGAGCAGGACAGAGUGGAGGCGACUCCAGAGCCAGGCACCGAUUGCCUCAUCUGCAUGGAGCCUGUGGAGGAUAGAAAGACCUUCAGAACCCUGGUGUGCCCAGCGUGCAAAAGGGCCUGGUUCCACAGGGACUGCAUCCAGGGACAGGCCAUGCGCGCUGGUGCUUUAGCCUUUCAGUGCCCCCUGUGCAGAGACAAGGCGGCAUUCACAGUUGAAAUGUUCAUCAUGGGGAUCCGAAUUCCCUUCAGACUGCCAACAUGGGAGGACAACGAUGCCUUUGCGGAUCUAGGAGAGAGGCACAGCAGGUGCACUGCCAGGGAUUGCCUUUACCCGGGAGGCAGGGAGGAGGCAGAGGAAGAGGGGCCCUGGGAGCUGCUCCUGUGCUCCUCCUGCGCUGCUGAGGGCACCCACAGGCGCUGCUCUGGCCUGAGAAACCGCAUAGAGAGCUGGGAGUGUGACAGCUGUGCUGGUGUCGGAACGGCUUCCAGGGAUGAGUCAGAGCUCAGUGGCCCCAGCCUGACCAGACAGUCAGGACUGGAGCCUGCUCAUGGCUCCUCAGCACCUGAGGCCAUCAGCCCCAGCUCCAGCACCCUGGUGCCAUCGGGGCUGGAUCCCCAGUCUCCAUCUGCGGAGACCAGCAGCAGCCACCAGCACACAGUAUGGCUGCAGUCUCUGCUGUCUUCUUCACUGGACACCAGCAGCCCCAGCACAUCAAGCUCAACGUACAGCACCUCGUCUGACCCUGAGGACAGGGUCCAUUCCAGACGUGCUGGGCCCAGCUGCAGGCCAACCCGCUCUCGCCAGCAAGGUCGGGCCCCAGAAGGACCCGUCCGAUGGAGGAGUCGCUGUGACAGGAGCAGGAGGACAACCACGAGGACUGAGAGGCCCAGGCGAAGGGAGACACCUUCACAGGCAUCCCCGGGAUGCAGCCGCGCCCGCCAGCAAGGUCAGGCCCAGAGUCCGCCUGCCCGGUCCAGGAGUCGCCGUGACAGGAGCAGCCGGACAAGACCAAGGACUGAGAGGCCCAGGCCAAGGGAGACGUCGUCAGGGACAUCCUGCAGACACAGCCACGCCCGCCUGCAGCGCCGGGCCUCGAAUCAACCUGUCCUGUCCAGGAGUCGCCAGGACAGGAGCAGCAGGACAGCAGCAAGGGCUCAGAGGCCCAGGCGCAGUGGGGCACCGUCAGGGGUGUCCCGCAGGAGCAACCGCUCCCGCCAGCGACGCCGGGCCUCAACUGGGACCUACAACAGCAGCACAUAGGGGCAUCUUUUCUUUCUAGUCCAUCUGCUUGCUGCCAUGUGGUGCUGUGUUUUUGUGCUAAAUCUGCGUUUGUCCCCUGUUCCCUUCCCUAAUCCCUCCUCUCCCCAGUUAUCAAUCUUCCCAAGCCCAUCCCUAACCUCCUUCCUCCCUUCCAAGUUGUCAAUCCUCCCCAUCCCUGCCCCUGUUUUCCAAACUCUCCCUGACAAUCCUCCUUGGCCCAACCCCUCCUUCCAGAGUGUUCCCUGUCUAUUUUGUUAUACUCGACCCCCUAUUAGUGUUAUUCCACUCCCCUAUUUUCCCUGAUAGGUUUACAAUAGUUUAGUCCCACCUUAGACCACUCCCCAGCUUUACCCUCAUUGGUUAAUGUUCCUACACCCCUCCUCUGCCCAAAAACUUCUGUUCACCCCCCAGCUUGGACUUUGUUCUUAGUUCUGUCCGCCUAAUAAACUCAUCCAGCCUUUAC
Molecule: messenger RNA, 2495 nt
Organism: Vidua chalybeata
Lineage: Eukaryota; Metazoa; Chordata; Aves; Passeriformes; Viduidae
Product: PHD finger protein 7-like
Exons: 9
Coding region: 386-2032 (548 amino acids)
Cellular component (GO): nucleus
Source: RefSeq, a predicted model, not a curated record